Molecule: messenger RNA, 384 nt
Organism: Parasteatoda tepidariorum (common house spider)
Lineage: Eukaryota; Metazoa; Arthropoda; Arachnida; Araneae; Theridiidae
Source: RefSeq, a predicted model, not a curated record
AUGAGUAAAGAAUUUAGUGCUUCUUUGCCUGUGAACGAUGAAGUGCUUGCCAUGUGUGAUUUUGGAGACCUUACCGGUAAAGAUUUGGAUGCAAUGCUGAAGGAAGAUCAAGUCGAUCAGGGAAGGUUUCCAUGUCCUGAUUGUAUGAAGAGCUUUACAACCCGACCUAGUAUGCUACGACAUCAACGUUCCAGGCACGGCGAUAAGCACCUCCAAUGCCCAGACUGUUCAAAAACUUUCUCCAGAGCCGAUCACCUGAAAAGUCAUAUGAAUGUCCAUAAGCGUCGAGCUGCUGCUGCUACUCCACUAUCUACUUCCAAGCAAUCUCGGCUUGAAAACCUUGCUGCUACAUCUACUUCUCGCUUGAAUACCUGCCCUAUGUAA